This is a messenger RNA of Auanema sp. JU1783, 870 nucleotides long. Lineage: Eukaryota; Metazoa; Nematoda; Chromadorea; Rhabditida; Rhabditidae. The record is from the annotation of a GenBank genome assembly.
AUGGCUGGUGGUGCAGGAGAAGUCCCAGAUAGCGAGAAGGUACGCAUUGCAUGCGAUUUUCUGGAACAUGCCCCUCCUGGAGAGUUCAAUGAGGUUUUCAAUUCUGUUCGAAUGUUACUCAACAAUGACAAUCUUCUGAAAGAAAGAUGUGCCCCAGCUAUUGCUCAAUACAACACCAAACAAUUCGUCCCAGUUAAACUAGAUGGGGUAGAGAAACAAACACUUGUCACACCAUAUAAUGACUUAGGAAAUGGUAAAUUCUUUGAUGAUAACUCCAAGAAAAGUUUCAAAUACGAUCAUCUUCGAAAGGAAGCGAGUGACAUCCAACCUUAUCAAGGUGAAGCUGGUGCAAUUGAGUCAUGGAGGGCAGCUCUUCAAAAGGAACUUGAUCAUUACAUCGAUGAACACUUUUCGAAAUCUGGUGUUGGGUGUGUAUUUGUCCGUAAUGGCAAUAUCACUAUUUGCAUUGAAUCACAUCUUUUCCAACCAAAGAAUUUUUGCAAUGGAAGAUGGAGAUCAGAAUAUACUUUACCUGUAGGGGACGGAAAAGUUUCUAGUUUAGAGCUAUCGGGAAAAAUUAAAGUGCAGGUUCACUAUUAUGAAGAUGGUAAUGUUCAACUUUUCUCCGAGAAGGAAGUUAAGAGUUCAGUAAACGUGUCUUCUUCUGAUGUCGACAAAUCAGCCAGAGAUAUUCUUGCCGCUGUUUGCGAAGAAGAAGCGAACUAUCAGUUAUCUGUACAAGAGAACUAUACUUGUAUGUCUGAGAAUACUUUCAAAGCACUUCGUCGUCAGUUACCUGUGAUUCGCGCCAAGAUGGACUGGCAUAAGGUUCAAUCUUAUCGCAUCGGACAAGAGAUGAAGCCUCAAUAA